AUGUCCACCACCACUACCACAGCGACAACGACUACGACAGGAUCAAUUCGUCUGCCUAAACCUGCGGUCCUCAAGGAACUCAAACCAUUACCCGCAUUCGACGUAUCCACAGCCACCGAUGAACGCACCAAAACCCUUGGCCAGUUACUCCAAAAGGGCCAUGUAACUGUCGCGCCGCUCCGAGAGCCGGAGCUGAUACUACACAGUCAUCUACCACAUGGAAGCGUUCAACACUUGCAGCUUCUAGGCUCAGCCUAUGGAAUCGGUGCAGGAAUCGAACAGUUGACGAAAUCGUAUGAGCAUGAAAUCACGACGCUCGUAAGUAUUGACGAAAGAUUCGUGCGCGGAGAUCAAAUCGAAAAAGCAAACUGGAGGGCUCAUUUGCAGGAGAAGAAGUUUACCGUUGCGUUUGUCGAUUUCUUCGAUGAAGAAGUAAAGAAAUCCGGAGGUGACUGGAAGAAGGUUGUGGAGGAGUAUCUGUACGCUGGUCCAGAGCCAUUGAUUAAUGGCUAUUGCGGCGGACUCGGCCACCCCUUCAUCCACCUAGCCUACGCCUACGAAUACGGUAGUAAAGAAGUUGCCACACAAGCCCUGAGCCUCGGAUGCACGGAAUACGACGGCUUUCACGGACUGAUCGACCACCCAUCGCCAGACAACUCGACCUACAAAACAACAUCCCUCGCAGAGAUCAUGCAACGCGUCCACGACGACCAGCGUUUCGACAACAUAUUCGCUCUCCCCGGAAUCACAAAUACGGAACUCUUAGCCGAGAAAUAUCUUCACAUCGUCCUGGAGCAUUGGAACGCUUGGGAAGUUGUUGACCCGCUGCAGCAACUAGAGCAGAUCUGCGACCUUAGCGUGCUGAUGGCCAUCAGCACCGGUGACGCCAUCGCUUCGUUCGAUUUCUUCUGCAUCCACCUGAUGACCGUUGCACAUGCGAUCCGAUUACUGUGGAUUUCCAUCCCAAAAGAACGCCAUGCGUCGAUUCUCAAGCAAUUUGCUCUGUUCCAGAUUGUUCAGUAUAUCAACCAGCUACGACCCGCGUUCGGGAUCGAGAAGCUCGAGAGCGUUGACGUGAAGGGUAGGGAUUGGGAGUGGGUUUAUAGUACGGCAUUGAAGCAUAAGUGGGCGUUGGAUUCGCAUUUCUUCAAGGUUGUCAGGGCGCCGAAAGUCAUGCAAGAUACUUAUGGUACGAAGGAUGGGUUCUACUUAAAGGCUGCUCUCAAGUUUCUAGACGAGUUUCACGGUUGGGAGGGGUUCGGCGCUGGAGUGGCAGGCUUUGAUCCGAAAAAGGACGGUUAUAUUCCAGAGUAG
This is a messenger RNA of Exophiala bonariae, 1314 nucleotides long. RefSeq lists its product as uncharacterized. Gene Ontology annotation, molecular function: oxidoreductase activity. The transcript is spliced from 4 exons. NCBI's taxonomy places the organism in Eukaryota, Fungi, Ascomycota, Eurotiomycetes, Chaetothyriales, Herpotrichiellaceae. The coding region runs from base 1 to 1314 and encodes 437 amino acids. The record is from RefSeq and is a predicted model, not a curated record.